Molecule: messenger RNA, 1604 nt
Organism: Nothoprocta perdicaria
Lineage: Eukaryota; Metazoa; Chordata; Aves; Tinamiformes; Tinamidae
Gene: MBIP
Product: MAP3K12 binding inhibitory protein 1
Exons: 9
Coding region: 1-1203 (400 amino acids)
Cellular component (GO): cytosol
Source: RefSeq, a predicted model, not a curated record
AUGGCGACAGGCCGGGCGGGCACCGCCUCCCCGCUCCAGCGCCGCUCGCCAUUGGCCGCYGCGCCCGCCCGUCAGGCACGGGGGCGGGGCCCGUGGGCAGGCCGCGCGCGGGUUCGUCAUCGCGGGGCGACGGCCUGGCUGGGUGUCAUGGCGGAGACGGCGGUUGUGGCGGUUGCGGCGGCGCCCAGCCCGGCCCAGCAUGGCGGCCGCGGCCCGGAGAGCGGCACCGAGGCGGAGGCGGCGGCCGCAGAGGUGGCGAGCAGCGCCCUGCGCGCCCUGGCCGGGCUGGCGGCGCAGCUUAACCUUGGCGACGAUAUCGUGAAAGUUGUAAUCGAUUGGAGCAAGCUUCAAAGCACAUCAGCACUUCAGCCAGUACUGCUCUUUAGUGCCCUUCAGCAGCAUAUUUUAAGUGUACAGCCUCUUUUAGAAAAACUGCAGUCAUUGAUUAAAGAAGAAAAUACAGACCAUGUUGAACCUGCAGGUAAAACAGAAGGCCAGACUUGUGAAACAAAUUUUGAUAUUUAUGACGGUAACCCUCAGACUGAAGAAAAGUAUGCAGGCUAUGACUCGGGAGAGCUGAAGGAUGUUCAUAUUAAUUUUGAUCCAGAGGUGGUCCAGAUAAAAGCUGGAAAAGCAGAAAUUGACAGGCGGAUAUCAGCCUUCAUCGAGAGGAAACAAGCUGAGAUCAAUGAAAAUAAUGUCAGGGAAUUUUGCAAUGUUAUUGAUUGUAAUCAAGAAAAUAGCUGUGCCAGAACAGAUGCAAUUUUCACACCUUAUCCUGGAUUUAAAAGCCAUAUAAAGGUUUCUAGGGUAGUGAAUACAUACGGGCCGCAGACGAGAUCCGAAGGAGCUCACGCUCCCAAUCACAAGGCCAGCGUCCCCAUUCCUGACUGUGGGAACCAAGCCAUCGAGGAAAGGCUACAAAACAUUGAGGCACAUUUACGGUUACAAACAGGUGGUCCUGUACCAAGAGACAUUUAUCAGAGAAUUAAGAAGCUUGAAGAUAAAAUUCUUGAGCUGGAAGGACUGUCGCCAGAAUAUUUUCAAUCUGUGAGCUGUUCGGGCAAGAGGAGAAAGGUCCAGCCUCCCCAUCAGAACUAUUCAUUGGCUGAACUUGAUGAAAAGAUCAAUGCUAUUAAACAGGCAUUACUGAGGAAAACAAAAGAAAGCAAGUCCAAGGAGGCUGAGCGGCUUCUCUGGUAAUGGAUAGAAAAAAAAGGAUCUUUUCAGAGUCUUCAUCAUGCUUUACACAUACCUAAAACAUAGACCUUCAGUAGUGCUCAUUGCUUUUAUGGCUAAAAUCAUCUCCAAAGCAUGCAUAGAUGGAUGAUUGAUAGCUUACUGUUGAGAAUAUUCAUUUUAAAGUGAUUAGUGAAAUAUUUACCUUAAAAUGGAGGAGUGUUUUAGGAACAGUGUUCUUAUCUGUUCCCUUCUGUUAUAAAGGAGGAUUGCAACAUUGUUCAUAUGUGGAAAGUUUUAACCUGCAUGAAAAAACUACAUUUCAUGUGUAAUUCUUGAUGCCAGAGUAUGUAAAAGGGCUGUCUUUUGAAUACUUGUAAUGUAAAUAGUUUGAACAAACUUGUGAAAUAAACUUGUGAGUUACU